CCGCCCCCUGCUGCAACCGCCUUCUCGUCCACUUUCCAGACGAGGCGCAGUUCAUCGCGAACGAGCCUUGUGUGUCAUUCUUGAAUUGUGUCAAAGUGGUUCACUGCUUCAUGAAGCUACGAUUUCACCAUCACUACCUCGCUUUCGCGAUUUUAUCACCGUCCACUUUUGUAAUACGUCAGAGCAAGUCGGAAUGAAGUCGGACACAAAACAUGCAUUGUGCGCCGAUCGCCGGUGAUAGGAUCUGCGCAGGCCUGGCUCAUCUCGAACGAGCCUACUUUUUAUAUUUGAAGAGCAGUCUUGUUUACACGACAACACGAGUGUCUCUUUUUUUCAACGGUCACCGAUAGGCUGAUUCCCUGAAGGCGCAGACGUUUCUGUGCAGUAGUGAGUUUCGUUUCCGCGGACUCCCCCCCCCCGUUGAAUGAUACCAGGAAAUACAGACAUGAGAUAUGAAACAGACUCGGUCACCCACAGUGCUCAGCUAAAUUAUUUUUUAAACUGACAGAAGAGACUUGCGGAUAACAUGUCAGCCUCUAUUUGUGCCUUUGCCCUGACGUUUUCAACACUAUGCGGAUCCAGAGUGGUAUCAGGAGUCCUCAGCACACCCACAAAUGUCCACUUGACCUCCUAUAACCUGAACCUGGUGCUGCGGUGGGAUUCACUUGAACAGCCAGCCAGCAGCCUGAUCUACACAACUGAGUACAAAUCCACAGUCACAGACUACAAAGUGGGCUGUGUGAACAUCUCCAUGCUUGAAUGUGACUUCACAAUGUGCCCUAACAUCUCCGUAUUUGAGUACGGAAAGUAUAGAGGCAGAGUGCGGGCGCAGCUGGGGACAGAGAGCUCCGCCUGGGUGGAAAGUAACCAAAUUACUAUGGACAGAGAUAGGCAUACCUCCACCUCUCUAGAUUUUCCUCCACCUGCUCCCUGCUCUCACUACAGAUCACGAUGUCAUCUGCAAACAUCAUAGUCCAUGGAGAUUCCUGUCUAACCUCAUCUGUCAACCUGUCCAUUACCUGAGCAAACAAGAAGGGGCUCAGAGCUGAUCCUUGAUUUUUUGGGGGGGGAGUUUUUCCUUAUCCGCUGCGAGGGUCCUAAGGACAGAGAGAUGCCGUAUGCUGUAAAGCCCUCUGAGGCAAAUUGUGAUUUGUAAUAUUGGGCUUUAUAAAUAAAAUUGAUUGAAUUG
Molecule: messenger RNA, 1189 nt
Organism: Epinephelus moara (kelp grouper)
Lineage: Eukaryota; Metazoa; Chordata; Actinopteri; Perciformes; Serranidae
Product: interleukin-10 receptor subunit beta-like
Exons: 4
Coding region: 527-973 (148 amino acids)
Molecular function (GO): protein binding
Source: RefSeq, a predicted model, not a curated record